Messenger RNA from Mesorhabditis spiculigera, 3345 nucleotides. The record is from the annotation of a GenBank genome assembly. Lineage: Eukaryota; Metazoa; Nematoda; Chromadorea; Rhabditida; Rhabditidae.
AUGCGGAUGUUGUCCCCAAAGAAGGGAGAUGAUCAAAAGUCGCCUCACUAUAACGCCUCCGGUGCUGACGCCGAGAUCGCUGCCGCUUCGACAACGUCACCUCAUCUCCCUGAACCACAACUCGACGAAUCCGGAUAUGCAAUUCCCGAAAGGGCAUUAUCACCGCCCCCUGAUGCCCCGCCCACAGAGAAGAAGUGGACCUGGAGGGGCACAACAACUUCGGCCAGUUCAAGGAGCAGAACCCCCACAGACUACGAGGUUGCUGAUUACAUGAUGGAGACGGCGAGGUUGGAUGAUGCUCGUAUCGAGUACAGAGCCGUCGAUGACACCCCCAGGAUCAGUGAGCGUGUCCUCAGCCCAGUCGAAAUGGAGCGCGUACUCAGCCCCGUGCUAAGCCGGGAGCACGAGCUGCAGACGAAACUCCACUAUGAUGACGACCUCUCCGAAAAGCUCAGAAAAUCACUGCAAGAGGCCGAGAGAUCGCUGGUCCAACCAAAGGAGAGGGCAGUCGAUGUACAACACCGCAAGUUUGAGGCAUCAUCAAGCGUUUCGUCCACGGAUUUUGUGCAGGAGGUGAUGUCGAGGAGGAGCUUCAACUUGGAUGGAGCACCACAUAGAGCUGUGCCGAGUACGGUGACUCCCCCCCUCGACGCCGUUGACCGCGAGAGUCAUCUGGAGACGCACGAUGAACAUGCUGAAUAUGAUGAAGUGACGGUGGAAAGGGUGCAGCAACAGAAGAUGGAGCCCAUCUACUCCGAAGUCGCCAAUACCCACAGCCCCGCCAAGCCGAAGCCCAUCUUCAAGCCAAAAACCGAACCCACCGAGCAGGGCAGAUCCCAGCUUCUCGAAGAGAUCCGCAAUCGGAAAUGGAAACCCGAACCGGUGGUCCUCACCAACUACACGGUACACACCGAACCAUCACGACCCACCAAGCCGGUACCCGCGCCACGCAAUCAUGAAUAUGACGAGGUGGCCAGGGAGGAGCCAGUGCGACAGGCGUCGCAUCGAGAGGUAUUCGGCCAUUCCCAACUCUCCGGAACCUACACCUCCACCGUCGAGACACACCUCGGCGAGGAGAACAUCUACGAGGAGAUUGAUCACUAUCAAAUCGUGCCCGCCCAACAGAACUCUGCGACCUCCCAGAAGACGUCGGCAGCGCCUCCCCCUCCCCCCACCUCGGCCCCACCUCCUCGUGAUAUGCACCGGGCUCGCGAGGAGUUUGCCCAGCGUCACGAUUCGAGUGCUGAGCGGAAGUUUAAGGGCAACAAGUACGAAGACGAACCAGCCCCCGAACCCACCGAAGAUGAACACCUUGACUGGGAGCUAAUCUACACGACGAACGCCAUCCGCCAGAUGAGCCGCAACAACAAGUGGAGGGAGAGCAUGCUCAACAAGGACAAAAUCCCGCCCGUCCCCAAGAAGACGAAGGAACUCCCCGCCGAUGUGCUGCCCAAGAAUUCGCCAUUUACAAGACCGGCGGAGAGCCCGAGCUCGGGGAGGAAGACGCCGACUUCGUGGACCAAGAAUGAGGGCUUCACGUUUUCGGUGCCGGGGAUACAGAGAAUCGCCGUGGAGGAUGAGAUGGAAGAGGAGAGGAGCAAGAGAGCAGCGCCAGAAGCCUGGGAGCAUGAGCGUGUCGGGGUCAAGCAGGUGCCAACGAAUAUUGCACGAGGUCAUCAAAUCACGGUGCCGCGAGUGGCCCAACCCAAGGAGGUGGUGGAACCCCAGCCGGUAGAUCGUCAACCCACUCACCAAGCCCCUGUUGCUCCUCGACGUGCCACUACGGAAGAAUCCUACCACUUCCAAGGUGUCAAGAAUUUGCGCCAGCAGUUCUCCUCCCCAGAACCAACGCCAUGGCGUCGUACCCAGUCCGUUGGAAACGUGUACGAGGUGCCCAGGGCCAGGCUGGAGAAAACCGAUGAUGUGAGGACAAGACCUGGGCCUCUGAGUGAGGUUCCGAAGGGGAGACCCAGCUCGACCUCAUCGCUGUUGGAUAAGGCAACGCCAUCGACACCGAUUAAGCAACCAGCACGGACCCAUCAGGAUACUCCGAGGGUCGUCAGGAAGGAGGUCACCUCGCCGCUUCCUCGGAUUCAGAGUCCAAGGCCUCGGCCCGUUGAUUUGAGCCCGUUGACGGCUGAUGCUCAGCAGAGAUUCUACACCCUACGCUCACCAAGCCCACGAGCCCAAACGACACCAAGCCCACUCGCUAGGUCCGAGGCAGAGCUUCGAAUUGGUGACGGCGCACAACCAGACCAGCAUUUCCACUCCAAGCCCUCAGAAAGAGACGAGCACGAGGUUCGACACCAGGAGCACCACCCCGAAAAAGAAAAUCACUACGAGGAGAUCGAACACCGUGAAGUUGUCGGGAAGCCUGAAGUGCAGCACCAAAAACCGGUGGAGCAUCACUAUGAUGAGCCUGCCAAGGAAAAUGGCCAUCACCCGCAUGGGCCCGACUACUCACCGUACCCACAUCACUACGAACACACCUAUGAACCUCAUGUACCGUAUGGACUGCCGCAUCAUGGACAUCACUACAUACAACAUCAUCAUGAAGACGGACGGAGACGUCAUGGGGAAAAUCGAGAGGAUAGAAGAUAUGUACACUACGGACAUCAUCAUAUACAAUAUCAUCAUCGGGAACAGGUUCAAGAUCAUCACCAUGAAAAGCCUCAACCCCACUACGACCCCUACCAUACGAAAACCCGUGACGGAGACCGUUUCGUACUCCUUGAAGCCUCUAAUCUCCCUUCCGUAUCACCAGCCCCUCCCACAAAUCCACCUUCCGACACGAAGCGGAAGCCCAAACAGCCCCCCAUCCUCCCCGCCGAGGAGCCCGAGCCAGAAUUUCAACAUGGCGGGUAUCACUUGGAGCACUACGAGGACGAGGAGAUUGAGAAGACGGUGAUACCGGUGUAUGGAGGGCAUUUGGUACAUGAUGGCCGAGAUAUGACCGUGUUCCCGAUCGCUACAGCGCAUCAUUACGAUGAGGUUCACUACCAGUUGGCUCCUGAGCAACGACCGCCCGGAAUUCCGGAGCAUAUCGACUUGACGAAUGCCGAAGAGGUGACGGUAGAGACGAAGACCAAGGUGGUCACCAUCGUCAAGCGCCGGAACGUCACGGGCGAAAUCUUCGAGGAGGAGUAUCUGACUGAAAACUCGACGUUUCCGACAUCCGUUCAUCUGACGACGCCUAUUCAUCGGCUAUAUGACUCCAACACCCCAACGUCACACUACCAUACACCCGCCGGGGACCAGGUUCAUCUACAAAGAGCUGGUGCUACACUUGGCCGAGGCGCCAGCCCGAUCUACGACACCGUAUACGAAGGAACGAAGGGCAUCGGG